Acyrthosiphon pisum (pea aphid) is the source of this 1100-nucleotide messenger RNA. Its product is annotated as baculoviral IAP repeat-containing protein 3. Gene Ontology annotation, cellular component: nucleus; cytoplasm. The record is from RefSeq and is a predicted model, not a curated record. Gene Ontology annotation, molecular function: ubiquitin protein ligase activity; cysteine-type endopeptidase inhibitor activity involved in apoptotic process. The coding region runs from base 683 to 1069 and encodes 128 amino acids. The transcript has 2 exons. NCBI's taxonomy places the organism in Eukaryota, Metazoa, Arthropoda, Insecta, Hemiptera, Aphididae. Gene Ontology annotation, biological process: negative regulation of apoptotic process; regulation of cell cycle; positive regulation of protein ubiquitination.
UUAAAAAAUUAGCAAAUUUAUGGAAUGAAUAUAUAAUUAAAUAUAAAUUUACAGAGUAAAGGAAAUUCGUCUCUUUUUUUGUUUUAGCAAACUCAUCAAUCACAGGAUUAGGAUCAUUUAUUAAUGGACUACUCAAUUCUCAAAACUUGUAAGUUCUUUGUAGACUUCAAAAAUGUCAACUGCAGUAGUAGUAAUUUGGGUGUUCUGAGGCACUUUUUACGGGGAGAUGAAAAAAGUUAAAGGGGGAAAGUCCCCCUUGCAGCACAUUCGAUUACCGUAUAGCUAAAAAUUCUAAUAUGUAUAGUUGGGUGUUCUGAGGCACUUUUUACGGGGAGAUGAAAAAAAUUCAAGGAGGAAAGUCCGCCUUACAGUACAUUUGAUUACCGUAUAAUUAAAAAUUCUAAUAUGUAUGGUUGGGUGUUCUGAGUCACUUUUUACGGGGAGAUGAAAAAAGUUUAACCAGGAAUGUAUGCCUAACAGUGAAACAAAUCUCCCUGUAAUUUUAUAGAAAAAAUUCAAAGCGAUUUUUAAUUUGACAGACAAGAUAUUAUUUAAAACAUUUAGUCAGUUACUAUGCAACUGUUGUACAAUCAAGUCGUGUUAUUUUUUUUUUUUCCAGUAAAUUAUCUUAUUGAUUCGAUUUUUUUUUUUCAACUAAUUAUUUUAUGCUUUAUUAAAAACCAUGAAUUUACAGAAGUUUUCUAACGAUUUUCCUUCAUUGGUUUAUUUAGUAAGAAAUAAUUCGUAUCCAGUACAUUCAGAUUUUACUACAUUUUUAUCGAGAUUAAAAUCGUAUAAUUCAUUUCCACCUACUUUGUGUCAAAAUAAAUAUUCGUUAUCUGAGGCCGGAUUUAAGUAUUCAGGAACUGCUGACAUAGUCGAAUGUUUUUGUUGUGGACUGGUCUUGCAAAAAUGGACCAAAGAUGACAUUCCGUUUGUUGAACACGCAAAAUGGAAUCCUAAAUGUAUAUUUGUUUUACUUUGUAAGGGUAAUGAAUUUAUAGAAAAUGUAAAAAACGAAUAUCUAAAAUCUACACAUGUUUGUGAUUGUAAUCAAUCCAAAUCAUAAUAUGUUAUAACUUACUAUUUUACUUGAAGAC